GACAGCGCCUCGCGGCGCGGUGCCCGGCGCGGAGGCGGCGCUGAGGGCCGGCGGUGCCGGGGCGCUCCGCGGCGGAACCCCGCGCCGCGUUCCGUCCGGCCUGCGCGGGGCCCGGAGGGGCGAUGUAGGGGACAUGCCCUGACGGGACGACGAGCGGUCUGGGCGCCGCCUGCGAGGGCACAGCUGCGCCAGCGGAGCCACCCGCGGCGGGUCGGCCGCGCCCGGCGAGGCCCCCGAGCGCUGCCGCUAUGGCUGGGGCCGGGCUCUGGACGAGCAUCAAGUCCCUGCUAGGGAGAAGCGAGGACCCUCUGUUCCUGAACGACUCCAGUGCCUUUGACUUCUCGGACGAGGUGGGGGACGAGGACUUCCCCAGGUUUAACAAGCUGCGCGUGGUGGUGGCGGACGACGGCUCGGAGGCGGCCCCGGAGACUCCGGUGAACGGGGCGUCCCCGGGGCUGCCGUCUGACGACGAGUCCCUGCUGGACCGGGACAUCGCCCUGCGCAGCGCCCGGGCCGGCCGGCCGGACCCCUGCAGCGGCUGCAGCAGCCGGCGGGAGCGCUCCAAGCAGAGGAAGGUGAAGAAGCGGCUGACGCUCGCUGCCCUCCUAUACCUCCUGUUCAUGACGGGGGAGCUCAUAGGUGGCUAUGUUGCUAACAGUCUUGCAAUUAUGACAGAUGCACUUCACAUGCUAACUGACCUUAGUGGAAUUAUUUUGACCCUCCUCGCUCUCUGGCUGUCUGCAAAAUCUCCGACAAAGAGGUUCACUUUUGGAUUUCAUCGCUUAGAAGUACUGUCAGCCAUCAUUAGUGUACUGCUGGUCUAUAUCCUUAUGGCAUUCCUCUUGUAUGAGGCUGUUCAGAGAACCAUCCAUAUGGACUAUGAAAUAAAUGGUGAUAUCAUGCUCAUCACAGCAGCCGUUGGUGUUGCAGUUAACUUAAUAAUGGGAUUUUUGCUGAAUCAAUCUGGCCACCUUCACUCCCACUCCCAUUCCCACUCCCACGUUCCUCAGGCAAACUCUCCAAGCUCAGGCCAGGGCAGCAGCCAUGGACACAGCAGCAGCCUGGCCGUGAGAGCAGCGUUUGUCCAUGCCCUGGGGGACCUGGUACAGAGCAUUGGGGUGCUCGUGGCUGCCUACAUCAUCCGCUUUAAGCCAGAAUACAAGAUUGCUGAUCCUAUAUGUACAUAUGUAUUUUCCAUACUGGUGGUUUUUACAACAAUUCGGAUUCUGUGUGACACAGGAGUUAUUAUUCUGGAAGGAGUUCCAAGGCACUUAAAUGUGGAUCGCAUCAAGGAAGACUUGAUGAAAAUUGAAGAUGUUUAUUCUAUAGAAGAUUUAAAUGUUUGGUCUCUCACUGCAGGAAAAACAACUGCCAUAGUCCACUUGCAACUAGUUCCUGGUAGUUCAUCUAAAUGGGAAGACGUUCAGUCCAAGGCCCGACAACUGCUGCUGAACACGUUUGGAAUGUACAAGUGCUCUGUCCAGCUUCAGAGUUACAAACAGGAAAUGAGCAAAACCUGCGCAAGUUGUCAGAGUUCCAGUGCCUAAUCUCAUGUUUUGGGAACUGCUGCCUUAUUCUUUACUUUGUGUAGUCAAAGACUGAGAGCAAUAAAUGCAAAAUGAAAAUUAUCCAAUAGUAACCAUUGAUAUGUGGAUUUGUACCAUGGGACGUGCAGCAAGGAGAACUGGUGCUGCAAAAAGUGCAGUGGUUGCCCUACAGAACAUGUAUUUCACUCUCUCCGUCGUACUGGUUUAUUCAAUUUAUUAUGAUUUUGAGACAAAGCCGUUUUUGGAUUAUUGUUUACAAACUGGAACGUGGCUCUGCAGAUACCUCACAAAUUACAGUCCAAUAUUGUCCUUCAAUCAUUACAUACCACAGAGUACCUGCACUCCAAACGGAGCAUCAGAUGUUCAGUAUUUCAGUCAAAAGUCUCUCAAGCUGGUCGUACCAGGGUUGCACAAUAUUUCAUGAUCCCCAAAUUCAUUUUUCAGUAUUUUUGCAAUAGUAAUUUUCAUACAGUAUCUCAAACUAUUAACACAUACACUAAGUUGAAUUCUUGUGGAAACACUCUUCUUUGGAGACACUGCAAAACAUAUAAUUUACUGUACCCAAACCAGAAAGUUAGCUUUAAUCUGGGCAUUCAGAGAUCCAGACAGGAAGAUCCUUGCCCAGACUUCUGGUAUUUAACUAGAGACCCAACACUGGACCCAAAGUGUUUUAAGUGAUCAGUUAUCUUUAAUGUAUUUUAGAAUAGGAUUUAUACAUUAGA
Sturnus vulgaris (Common starling) is the source of this 2269-nucleotide messenger RNA. RefSeq names its product solute carrier family 30 member 4 (gene SLC30A4). Gene Ontology annotation, cellular component: plasma membrane. The record is from RefSeq and is a predicted model, not a curated record. Gene Ontology annotation, biological process: zinc ion transmembrane transport; response to zinc ion. Lineage: Eukaryota; Metazoa; Chordata; Aves; Passeriformes; Sturnidae. Gene Ontology annotation, molecular function: zinc ion transmembrane transporter activity.